Tribolium madens (black flour beetle) is the source of this 2719-nucleotide messenger RNA. Its product is annotated as serine/threonine-protein phosphatase 6 regulatory ankyrin repeat subunit A-like. Gene Ontology annotation, molecular function: protein binding. NCBI's taxonomy places the organism in Eukaryota, Metazoa, Arthropoda, Insecta, Coleoptera, Tenebrionidae. The record is from RefSeq and is a predicted model, not a curated record.
UCGAUGCGAAUUCUUGAUUUCUCACUCUCAAUUUCAUUAACAAAUUUAAUAUUUGUGAAAACAUGGAGUUAAAAAAUUUAUAAAGAAAGUGAAAUUACUAAAUAAUUUAGUGUUUAGUUAAAAACUGCAAAAUACGUACCUAUUGCGCAACUAGUUGCAAUAAUGACAUCAGACGAAAAAAUCGAAGAUUAUAAAACUUUUAUCACCACCAUGGAAUUAAAUUUGGGAUGGACUCCUCUUCAUUGCAUGGUUGAAAAAGAAAACAUUUCACUCGUACAAAGUUUAAUAAACCAAAAUGUGGACCUAAACGCCUUAGACAAAUACCGACGGACUCCUUUGUCAAUUGCCAGCGCAAAAAAUUAUAAUUUACUAGUACAACUUUUACUAUCAUCAGGAGCAAUAAAAGUCAAUUGUGGAUUUCCUCUGCACUACGCGUGUGAAAAAAACCACGUAAAAGUCGCGCAAAUUCUCAUUGAAAACGGAGCCGAUAUAAAUUUGGAGCGCGACAAUAAUUAUCCACUGUUGAUUGCAAUAAGCAGACGACACGUCGAAAUCUCAAAGUUUUUAUUAGAAAACGGAGCUGAUGUUGAUGUUGUUGAUAAAGACAAAGAAACGGCUCUUCAUUGGGCUUGUGAUCAGGGAAUUGAGACCUUAAUCCAACCCUUGAUUGAUCAAAAAUGUGAUAUUGAUGCUAAAGACAGGUUCGACAUGACCCCUUUAAAUAUUUGUUUAGUUCGUCAAGAAGAUCGACCAGAUUUGGUUAAAUUAUUGAUUAAAAACGGAGCUUUGCUUGGUUUAAGAGACAGCACGGGUUGUAGCUAUUUGCACUCUUGUUACAACUCUGAUUCUCUUCACGAAUUUUUAAAACACGGACUUGACCCUAAUUUACAAGAUGUCAACAACGAAACGGCUCUUUAUUCACACUCAAUGUUCAAAAAAAUAGUGUGUUAAAUUUUACUUGAAUUUGGAGCCGAUCCCAAUAUCGCACGAAAAGGAGGCUGGACUCCACUACAUGUAGCAUCAGCUGAAGGGUUUAAAGAUUACGUGAAAGAAUUGAUAAAAUACAAAGCUGAUGUUAAUGCUGCUAGUGGCCAAAAUAUAACUCCUUUACAUCUAGCUGCAAAAAAUGGACAUUUGGAAAUUGUGGAAGAAUUAGUCAAGUCGGGGGCUUUCAUUGAUAUCCCUAUUGUAGACUUAUGUGAUGUUAACUCCUCUUUGCCGUAUUUUGUAGACUCCGAAUGGGUGAUUGAGGGUCAAACACCAUUGAGUUUGGCUGCGAAAUUGGAAAAUUUUGAUGUUCGUGAUGUUAUGGUAGGUAAAGAGAGUUUGCCAUGUGAUUUAAUGGGGUGGUCCUCUUUGCACCAUUCCAUGUGGCUCGGAUUUGUCGAUUUGACCAAUUCUGAUGUCAAUAUUUGUGAUAAAUACGGCCGAUCUCCAUUGUCGUUAGCUGCAGCAAAGAAUAAUCCAAAAUUGGUCAAUAAAUUGCUCGAAGGAGGUGCUGAUGUUAAUUUAGGACUUCCUCUACAUUUCGCAGUCCGUACCGAAGCCCUAGAUUGUAUUUCUCAACUUCUGGAUUAUAAAUGUGAUGCUAACAAAAGGAGUAAACACGAAUUUGAAAAUACACCACUACUAGACGCGAUUUACGAAUCGAAAAUUAACUCUGCGAUGACCCUCCUUCGUCACGAAAUUGACCCAAAUUGUACUAAUAAAUGGGGUGAAACGCCUCUUGAACUUGCUUGCAGAAACAGCCAUUUUGAUUUAGUCAAAGAAUUGGUAAAUUGUGGGGCUUGUGUCAACUCUUCUAACUUCAGUAAAGAAACACCUCUAAAUGUGGCAGCUUUUUUCAAAAAUAUCGAGAUUUUGAAUUUACUCAUUGACAAUAAUGGUGAUGUUAAUACGAAAGAUCGGUUCGAUUCUACACCUCUACUUUGCGCAGUUGAGGGAAAUUUUGAAGCUGGAGUUGUAAAACUUUUAAAAUCCGGAGCUGUUGUUAAUGUUUGCAAUGACGAUUUUGAAACUCCUCUAUUUCUUGCUGUUGACAAUGAAAAUUUAACAGUGACCAAUAAUCUGAUUCAAUGCAAUAGUGAUGUCAAUUUUCAAACACCGGAAGGUUGGACUGCUCUUCAUAGAAGUGUCUACAGUGGAAGUUCAGACUGUGUAAAAGAAUUGCUACGAAAUGGAGCAAAAGUUAAUGUAGCAAAUAGUGAAAAUGUACUUCCGAUUUAUUUAGCUGCGAUUAAGGGGUGGGAAAGUGUGGUUGAAGAAUUGUUACAUUGGGGUAGUUUGGUGGAUCCUUCGAUACUCGAGUUUGGGGUUUUUAGAGACGAUACCGGGAAUUUGUCGAAAUUUGAAACAUAUCAUAUUGUGGCUGGGAAUACGCCUCUGCUUGGAGGUUGUGCUAAAGGUCACUUAGAUGUGGUCAAAUUAUUACUCUCACGUGGAGCUUCUUUAAAGAGUAUUAAUAGUUGGGGAAAUAAUGCAUUGCAUGAAGCGGUUUUGAGUCAGAGUGAAGAAAUUGUGGAGUUUUUAUUGGGAUUAAAUGCGGAUUUUAAUGUGGGUAAUAAAAGUGGCAAAACGCCUCUAGACUUGGCCAAAGCAAUAAAAAAUGAAACUAUUAUUAAUUUAAUUAACAAAUAUAAUUUUUGUUGAAAUAACUGUUUUUUUUGUCCAAAUUGAAUUAUAAUAUAGGUAAUUAUAUUAUUGAUCUUUUUUUUAUAAU